CUGAAGAUGCUCCACGAAUUCGUUGAAAUGGUACAGGAUAUUCAUAAAAUCGAUUCAGAAAUUAAAGAAUUGAAAUCGGCAGAGAAAGCAGUUCAAAGAUGUGAGAAGAUGGGUUUGAAAGUAUCACACAAUGAAGAGUUUCACGAAAAAUUAAGCGUAAAAAUGGACGAAGCGGUUCAACGAAAAAUGUCAAAAUUGGAUGAAAAAUCUGAGCAGCUGGACAAAAUCUUCCGGUGUUUGAUGAGCAUGAGUUCAGAAGCUCCCACAUCACAAAACUUCGAAGAAGACUCAGAAUUGGUGUCUCAGCAUUUGUCAGCGCUAAAAGCGUUUCUAAGAUCUGAUCGAAGUACAAGUUGUCCAGUGCUCACACUUCCAGUGGAACAAGCCGUUCGGAGAUUACUCAACAAUCCAAUUUAGUCGUAUUAAUUUAAUGAAAUUAUUCUUAAU
Molecule: messenger RNA, 447 nt
Organism: Caenorhabditis elegans
Lineage: Eukaryota; Metazoa; Nematoda; Chromadorea; Rhabditida; Rhabditidae
Product: Centromere/kinetochore protein zw10 homolog
Exons: 3
Coding region: 7-417 (136 amino acids)
Source: RefSeq, marked reviewed